Messenger RNA from Chenopodium quinoa (quinoa), 1732 nucleotides. RefSeq names its product cytochrome P450 CYP72A219-like. The transcript has 5 exons. Gene Ontology annotation, molecular function: heme binding; iron ion binding; monooxygenase activity. The coding region runs from base 13 to 1566 and encodes 517 amino acids. NCBI's taxonomy places the organism in Eukaryota, Viridiplantae, Streptophyta, Magnoliopsida, Caryophyllales, Amaranthaceae. The record is from RefSeq and is a predicted model, not a curated record.
CUUAGAUAAGUCAUGCUAGGAAACAUGCUAACUGAUAUCCUUGCAACUGUUUUUUUAGUGAUAGUGUUAGUUUAUGUGCCAUUGCAUCUCAUCAAUUCACUAUGGUUAAAGCCAAAGAGGCUGGAGAAGUGCUUGAGGGAUCAAGGCUUUCGGGGCAAUCCCUACCGUCCGAUCUAUGGUGAUCUUGCCGAGAUCACUGGCAUGGCUAGAUCUUCACUCUCUAAAUCCUUCACAUCACUCACUCAUGAUAUUGUUUCUCGUAUCUUACCGUUUUUGCAUCACACCAUUCAACAAUAUGGGAAGGAGUCCUUUAUAUGGUAUGGUAGAAAUCCAAAGAUUAACAUUACAAAGAUUGAGUUGAUUAAGGAGAUAUUUACCAAGUAUGAGGUAUUCACCAAACAGUCUCCGGCAAAGAAAACAAUGUUUGGAUUACCAAUGCGAGAGGGUGAAGAUUGGGCUAAAGUCAGGAAAAUCAUCAAUCCCGCUUUUGAAAUCGAAAAGUUGAAGAAUAUGUUGCCAACAAUGGAAAAAUGUUGUGACAAAAUGAUACGUAAAUGGGAUGAAGUGGUAGCAACAUCUGGUUCAGCAGAAGUCGAUGUGUAUUCCUCUCUUAGUAUGUAUUCCGGCGACGUAAUUGCAAUAACAUCUUUUGGAAGCUCUUAUGAAGAAGGUGAAAAACUAUACAAGCUCCAAGAAGAAGAUUUAUCCCUCACUUUUCAAGCAAUGCGGACCAUGACUAACUACAUUCCAGGAUGGAGAUAUCUACCCACCAAGGCUAAUCGUAGGAAAAAGAAACUAGAUCGAGAAAUCAAGGAGACUGCAAAGACAUUGGUGGAUAAAAGAAAAAAAUUAAAGCAAAUAAAAGACUCUAAGAAUAAAGAUGACUUGCUAAGUGUAAUGUUAGAAUCAAAUGAAAAAGAGAUUGAAGAAGAUGGAGUUGGACUGCCAAUGGAAGAUUUGAUUGAAGAAUGCAAGUUAUUUAUGUUAGCCGGAAAAGACACAACUUCUUCUUUAUUAACUUGGGUAAUGGUGCUCCUUUCUCAACACCAAGAUUGGCAAAACAAAGCUAGAGAAGAGGUCUUGUCACAUUUUGGGAAAGAUUAUACUCCUGAUUAUAAAGGCCUUAAUAGCCUUAAAAUAAUGAAUAUGAUUAUAAAUGAGACAUUGAGAAUCUACCCACCAAUUGCAACUCUCUCUCGAAUAAUCCACACAAAUACAAAUUUGAAGCAACUAACUCUACUCAGUGGAAUGGAGAUAAGUAUGCCAUUGAGCAUGGUGCAUAGAGAUCGUGAACUAUGGGGAGAUGAUGCGUCUGAAUUCAAUCCGAAUCGAUUUUCAGAAGGAGUGUUAAGUGCAUCGAAAGUUCCGGGAUCUUUUUUCCCUUUUGGUGGUGGACCUCGAAUUUGUGUUGGAAAAAAUUAUGCAUUGAUAGAGUCUAAGCUUGCCUUGACAAAGAUUCUUCAACGCUUCUCAUUUGAGCUCUCCUCAUCUUAUGUUCAUGCACCAAUAUUUGAAUUGGCAUUGGUGCCUCAAUUUGGUGCACAACUUAUCUUGCACAAGAUCUAGGUUAUGUUAAUGCUAUGCUACGAAAUUCAUUCUCUAUAUCUUUAAUCAAUAUUUUGAAUUGUAAUAAAUUUUACAAUGGUUAUGUUCAACUAUACUUUGUAUGAUUUUGAAUUUUGAUGAACUAGUUGAAAAAGCUGCUCAAGCAGUAUUACCGGCUAAGGUUUAA